Molecule: messenger RNA, 1662 nt
Organism: Metarhizium robertsii ARSEF 23
Lineage: Eukaryota; Fungi; Ascomycota; Sordariomycetes; Hypocreales; Clavicipitaceae
Product: Major facilitator superfamily domain protein
Exons: 3
Coding region: 1-1662 (553 amino acids)
Biological process (GO): transmembrane transport
Molecular function (GO): transmembrane transporter activity
Source: RefSeq, a predicted model, not a curated record
AUGCAGUCUUUUCUACAAUAUCGACGUCUUAGGAAGGCUGCUCACGCACAAGUUGGUGACGCCAAUGCUGCCGGCGCGCCUGGCAUACCUACGCCGUCUCAUACAUGUACCCUGCCUACCGAAUCUCUAGGCGACAGAACCAACUUCCAAGGGUCCAUUCCUGGCAUCAACGUACAGACCUCGGGCGACAGAGAUGUCGAAUCCUCUCUUCUCUUUAUUGUCACAUGGGCCGGAGACCAAGACGCUGAGAAUCCGCGAAACUUUUCCAUGGCUAGACGUCUGACUGCGACCCUUCUCGUAUCGAUAUUGGGCUGUAUUGUCGGCGUCGCCUCCUCCGUCUACUCUGGAGUUGCGCCCCAAAUGCCGAGGCCUUCGGCAACCGCCUUUUCAACACACUCUCCAAAGGGCAGUGCUCUAACAUUCACAGGCAUCUAUCUUCUCGGGUUUGCCGCCGGCUCCCUCGUCAGCGGCCCUCUCUCGGAAGUUCUUGGCCGCAAUUUGGUCUACGUGAGCUCGUUGACGCUCUUCAUCAUCUUCGUCAUGGCCUCGGCUUUGGCACCAAACUUUGGCGCGCAGCUCGCUUUCCGCUUCCUGUCUGGCGUGUUUGGCUGCCCGCCCCUGACUUGUGCGGGCGGCACUAUAGCAGACCUGUGGAACCCGUUGGAAAAGACGACUUACUUCCCCAUGUAUGCCAUUAUAUCUUUUUGCGGUCCUGCCAUGGGUCCUUUGAUCGCAUCCUAUAUCGGCCAGACAGAUGUACUUUCUUGGCGGUGGGCGGGCUGGAUUGUCACAAUCAUGUCCGGGGCCGUCUUGGUAUUGAUUGUAUUCUUUCAGCCCGAGACCUAUUCGCCACUGCUGUUGAGUUGGAGAGCCAAGCACCUCAGAGCUGCUACUGGAGAUGGGCGAUUUCGUUGCGAGAUGGAUGUCGACCACAUCUCUCUUGGUCGUCGGAUUGGCAGGGCCAUGAGGAACCAAUUUCUCAUCACGAUACAUGAGCCGAUUGUCUUGCUGAUUUCCUUAUACAUGACUGUGGUAUAUAUCGUGCUCUUCACAUUCUUGGAUGGCUACGCCUAUAUUUAUACCGACGUUCAUGGCUUGUCCCAGGGUUUGACCAACAUCAUCUGGGUCGCCAUGGUUAUUGGUAUCGUUUGCGCCGCGUUCCUCGUCCCUCCAGCUUAUAUCUGGACAAGGAAGCUGUUACGCGAGAACGCCGAGGGACGGUUUUCCGACGGGUUCCAUAUCCAGCCCGAACAGCGUUUGUGGUACGCCAUGCUGGGAGCUCCUUUGAUACCCAUCAGCCUGUUUUGGAUGGCCUGGACUGACUUUGCCCGAAUUUCUGUCUGGUCCCCGAUUAUUGCUUCGGCCGUCUUUGGGCUUGGUACAAUUUGCAUCUUUAUUAGCUCCUACAUGUACGUCAUAGACUGCUAUCAUAUCUAUGCCGCCUCGGCAUUGGCAUUCAUGACCGUCUCUCGUUAUGCCGCGGCCGGUGUAAUGACCGUCGUUGGCAUUCCAUUCUAUCGGAACAUGGGCGUCCAGUGGACGCUCACAAUCCUCGGCUGCAUCGGCGCCGCUUUGGUUCCGGUCCCAUUCGUCUUCUACUGCUCCGGCCCAACUAUCCGGAAAUGGAGCAAGUUUGCCGAGAGCCAAGACUCCAAGGUUUAA